Molecule: messenger RNA, 1428 nt
Organism: Globicephala melas (long-finned pilot whale)
Lineage: Eukaryota; Metazoa; Chordata; Mammalia; Artiodactyla; Delphinidae
Product: putative olfactory receptor 10J6
Biological process (GO): G protein-coupled receptor signaling pathway; detection of chemical stimulus involved in sensory perception of smell
Cellular component (GO): plasma membrane
Molecular function (GO): olfactory receptor activity; G protein-coupled receptor activity
Source: RefSeq, a predicted model, not a curated record
AUGAAGAGGGAGAACCACACUCUCACCACUGAGUUUGAUUUGCAAGGUUUCUCCAGCUUCCACGAGCACCAGCUCACUCUUUUUGUGGUAUUUCUUACACUGUACAUCUUAACCCUAGCAGGUAAUAUAAUCAUUGUGACCAUUAUCCGUAUUGAUCAUCAUCUCCACACCCCCAUGUACUUCUUCCUCAGCAUGCUGUCCACUUCAGAGACUAUAUAUACAUUGGUCAUUCUCCCAAGGAUGCUAUCCAGCCUCGUGGGUAUAAGCUGGUCUAUCUCACGUGGUUGUGCCACACAGAUGUUCUUUUUUGUAACCUUUGGGAUCACGAACUGCUUCCUGCUCACAGCAAUGGGAUAUGACUGAUAUGUGGCUAUCUUCAACCCCCUGAGAUACACAGUCAUUAUGAACAAGAGGGUGUGCAACCAGCUGGUGUGGAGGGCCUGCAGCAUUGGGCUGAUUGUAGCUAUGACACAGGUGACACCUGUAUUUAGCCUGCCAAUGCAGAGAAAAAACCUCACAGAAGUGACAGAGUUCAUUUUCCUAGGAUUCUCCAGAUUCCAUGAACACCAGAUCACCCUCUUUGCAGUUUUUCUCAUCCUGUAUACAUUAACCCUGGCUGGCAAUGCCAUCAUCGUGACCAUUAUCCACAUUGAUUGUCACCUCCACAUGCCCAUAUACUUCUUCCUGAGCAUCCUGGCCAGUUCAGAGACUGUGUACACAUUGGUCACCAUUCCACGGAUGCUCUCCAGCCUCAUAGCCCAGAACCAGCCAAUCUCCUUGGCAGGCUGUACCACUCAAGUGUUCUUCUUUGUUACCUUAGCCAUCAACAACUGCUUUCUGCUCACAGUGACAGGAUAUGACCACCAUGUGGCCAUCUGCAACCCCCUGAGAUAUGCACUUAUCAUGAGCAAGAGGGUGUGUGUCCAGCUGAUGUGUGGAGCCUUCAGCACUGGCCUGGCCAUGGCAGCUGUCCAGGUGACAUCCAUAUUUACCUUACCAUUUUGUCACAGAGUGGUUGGUCAUUUCUUCUGUGACAUCCUCCCUGUCAUAAAACUCUCCCGGAUUGAUACCACUGUCAAUGAGAUCAUCAAUUUUGUUGUCAGUUUAUCAGUGAUCCUGGUUCCCAUGGGCCUGGUCUUCAUCUCCUACGUUCUUUUCAUCUCCACCAUCCUCAAUACCGCCUCAGCCGAGGGCCAGAAGAAGGCCUUUGCCAUAUGUGCCUCCCACCUCACCAUGGUCAUGGUCCACUACAGCUGUGCCUCCACUGACUACCUCAAGCCUAAGUCAGAAAAUUCUGUAGAACAAGACCUCCUUCUCUCAGUGACCUUCACCAUCAUCACUCCCCUUCUGAACUGUGUUGUUUACAGUCUGAGGAACAAGAAGGUCAAGGAUUCCCUACGCAGAGCUGUGGGCAGAAACAUUUCUUAA